UUGGAGGGCAGUUCAGUUCGAGUUGUUCCAGUGGUACAAGCGUUGUCUCCAUACACUAAAUACCAUCAACGUUAAAACUAUGUUUGCUGGAAUCGUGAAAUUUGUUCUUCUAACAUCCUGUUUUCAAGCCGGAAAUGCUUGCAAAGACAACACUGUAGAGCAAGCGGCGCUUCGUGAAGAUUCGUCGAUAAACAACGUCGAUCCUCCUACAGGAUUGACUCCUAAUCCUUGGUUAUCUUAUUACUACAACAGCCAGCAACAAGGUCGCUCUCCUGCAGGAAAUCGAGGAUCUGAAAAUGACCAACGUAUGGAGAAUCGCGCUGUCUUUAGCAUUCCGUCAAUGUUUCCUAAUCGAUUGUUCGGAAACGGAAACAUAGUCAAUCCAUUCAUCUUUAAUCCGAGGUCAUUGUUCGGUAAAAGUUCCAGUUCAUCGGUAUUCCCUUACGACAGCUGUUCGUCCCCUAACGGAGUGAUGGGCAUUUGCGCUACUAGCGGAACGUGCAAUCAAAUCAGUGGCACAGCCAGUGGUUCUUGCGCUUUUGGCACUGUUUGCUGCAUCAAUAUCGCUACCAACUGCGGUGGGACUGUCAGCCUCAACAAUACCUACUGGCAAUCACCGACAACGGGCAUCAGCAGUUCGACAACCAGUUGCGCUUUAACAAUUAAAUUAGACACGAAAUUAACUGAACAGCCGAAGCCAAUUUGUCAAGUUCGCUUGAAUUUCGUGCAAUUUACCAUUGCCCAGCCAGACGCUCAGUCCUUGUGCACAAACGGAGAUUUCUUCGAUGUCGGAGGACAAACCAACAAAGUGCCCACCAUUUGCGGAGAUAACGAAGGGCAGCACAUGUACCUGAACGUGCCAUCGUCAGCCACUAACCCAACCGAUCUAGAAUUGGCGUUCACUUUUGGAGCUACAGGUGCGACCCGCGUAUGGAACAUAAUGAUUUCCAUGUUGCCUUGUGAGGCCAAUUACCUCGCCCCGCCUGAUUGCCUGCAGUAUUUCCCCAGUCGUUCGGGACGAGUAAGUUCUUUUAAUUGGCGAGAUGUUGCUGGAACGGGCACUCGUCAACUGGCCAACCAGGAUUACAGCAUCUGCUUCCGAAGGACAUCUUCAAACUCUGGACGGUUAUGUUUCACGCCUUGCGUGACCGUUAACCAGUUAGCCUUUAGUAUUAGCGUGGCUAAUACCGCUUUACCCGCACAGCAGAUAGGUGUCAGUCAGGGACCUUCCGGCACCGAUUGCAACAAUGAUUUCCUGGUUAUUCCGGGCGGAUUCGAUCCGGUAAAUCCAACUCUUCUUGUACCUAACAUGGCUUUCGAUCGUUUCUGCGGAGAGCGACUCAAUCCUCGGCCUGUAACCGGUGCAUCAGUCACAGUUUGCACUACGAUGACUCCGUUUCGAAUCGCGUACCAAACGAAUGGCGAUGAAACAGCGACACCAACCGUCGAUCAGGCUCGCAACGGAAACCGUGGAUUCUGCCUCAACUUCCAACAGUGAGCAAAGAUCUGCAACUUGAAGAUCGACUGUGAAAUGAUUUUGCUACACAUUUUGGAAGAGAAAGAGUUGUGCUAUUUUCUGCAAUCAUAAUGGCUUUCUUAGAACCAAAUUAUUUAGAUAUGGAGUGGUGAUGGUGAACGGAUGGGGGAAAAUGUCAUAAUAUCCCUUUAAUGGAUUACAAUUUACCUGAUCACGGUA
This is a messenger RNA of Daphnia magna, 1696 nucleotides long. RefSeq lists its product as uncharacterized. Bases 80 to 1498 code for a protein of 472 amino acids. The record is from RefSeq and is a predicted model, not a curated record. The transcript is spliced from 8 exons. NCBI's taxonomy places the organism in Eukaryota, Metazoa, Arthropoda, Branchiopoda, Diplostraca, Daphniidae.